Patella vulgata (common limpet) is the source of this 3130-nucleotide messenger RNA. RefSeq lists its product as uncharacterized. The transcript has 3 exons. The record is from RefSeq and is a predicted model, not a curated record. Bases 140 to 1234 code for a protein of 364 amino acids. Lineage: Eukaryota; Metazoa; Mollusca; Gastropoda; Patellidae.
GAAAUUCUAUUUAUAGCCGCGUGCACAGAGGGAGGAUUAUUAGUCGUGCUAUUCGGUCAUGUCGACAUUCACUUGGUACAGCUACUAAAAAGCGUUCUUCUCGACUGAUAAAUUAAGAGUUCCACCAAAAGAUAUUAGCAUGGCUCGAGGUAAAGGAAAUAAAAGAUCCAUUGGAAGAAAGAAAAAAUAUAAAGAUAAAGAUGAAAUUGUUCAAGAAAAUGGAUCAGUUUUGUGGAAGCUUCCUUGGUUACAAACUGAUACAGAUGGUGGUGCUAGUCAUUCAUUAGAAGGAACCAGUGAAGACAUCAAAACUUUUGAAGACUGUGAUGGCUCUACUGCGCAGGAGUUUUACGUCAUUCUAGAUCGUCCAUACAAGUAUGAGCCCUGUGGAGGACCUGAUAAAUUUGUCAAGAAAAGACUGGAAGAAAUUUAUAAAAGCCUGAAAAACAAAUGCAUCAAACAGAAACUUAGUUUCAAGGUCAAGUUUGAAUUUGUGAAGCAUUCAAAAUUGAUACGCUAUGUGAAAUUGCUUGAUUCUGAUAUUCCCAAGAUACAGAUUUGUGUCACUGUGAAAAACGAUCUCUCUGCAGAGGUCAUAGUUCAUGGCAAAGUAAUACCCCAUGGGCAUCCUCUCUGGAAGUUUUUCCCACAGUAUUUUAGUAAGUUUGAUGUCAUUAUAAUACUUUUGAAAAGAUUACAAAGUUACCAAAUAUGUGCUGGAAAUUCAGAAAAAUAUUUUCACCCAUUUUUGACCAGUAGCUCUUUCUUGGAAACCGAUUACAUUACAGGCGGAACUAUUCGUACUACCUCAUGCUCUUUGUUAAUUCAUACUCAAAAGCAGCAAUGUGACAAAUGUAGUGUCUAUCGACGUACAUUAAUGAAAAUGAAGAACAAGUCAAAAACAACUGAUGUACAAAUUACACAGACACAAACAAGAAAUUCUAAUGGGAAGCUGUCAACAGCAGAAAAACUGGAGAAACUGAUGCAAUUAAAGAAUAAAACUGAUUUUUUGAAUCAAAAGAUUGAAAUUCUACAAAAAUGGCACCAUGAUUCUGUAUGUUUUAAUACUGAUGUUAGUGUUGGUCCUCAACAAUGUCAGUUUGAUCAUACCGUAAUCCAUUUCAGAACGAACAAUUCUCAUACUUUGGCACCAAAAAGAAAAAGAAGUUUGCCAGAUGAUGUCAUUGAAUGUUGCAUAAGAACAAAAAAAAUUACAAGACAAAGAAUUAUAUAGUUAAGAAAAUAUUUUAAAAUUAUACAGAAAUGGUAGAAUUCUUCAAGGAUCUUAUUUAUAUAUGUUUAUGGAAUUGAUUAAAUAUAAUAAUAUCAUUUUGAAGUAAAAAAAAAUAGAUGUUAUUCUAUAUUAUCAUUUUUAAAGUAUCUCUAGAUGCACCUAGUGUAGUACCAUGGGUCUUUUGUCAGACGUGGAAAGCGGGACAUCAAAUCUGGUCGCCACAUCCUACGUAUGACCCAUGCACACUCUUCUUACUACAUAUCUCAAUAGCCUUGUGAUCGUCUAGUAUUUGUAAUUCUCUUCUUAGGACUCACGUUGUGUAUAUUUUUAUCUUCACUGGUAAUACGGUUGUCUUCUCAGUCAUUUGUCUUACCAGGAAUAACAAUGCAUCAGUUUGUUUUUACUUUUUAUAUCAAGCACUGAUUAAAUAAGAUACAGUAAACCUUGCAUAAGUCGGAUUCGUAUAAGUCAGAUCUUUGCUCAACUCGGAUAAAAUCAUUCGGACCCUUUAAUCCGGCACGAUUUUCUUAUUAAAUUUCUGCGCGUAAGUCAGAUUUCCUAAGUCGGAUCUUUGCUCAACUCGGAUCAAAAUGUUCAGUCCAUUUGAUCUAAUUCCGGCUUUUUUCCUUCGCCUAAGUCGGAUCGGCAGUAUGUUCACAACAUGCCGUUAAAUAUACGUCCUCCUCCGCCAAACGGCCUGGCUGACGCCAUUGAAAUCCAAAUACACGGCAGCCCACAAAUUUGCGCAACUCGGCCAUAUAAGACAAAACGAAAUUGGAAUUUAUAAAAAAAAAAUCGAUUGUAAUUGGGCUAGGCAAAGCGAUAUUUGACUGAAGUUUCUAAUUUUUCCCUACCCAAGCUUACAUAAAUUUUGUUUCGUCUUAUAUGGCCGAGCCAAGUAAAUCUGUACGCCACCCAACAUCUAGACCUCAAUGGCGUCCGCCAAAGACAUUUAUCAAAAGGGGACGCAAUUUUAACAGCAUGUUGUGUUGCUCAUACUGACUCUAGCAAGGUAAGAAAGAAAGGUCUUAUUUUCUCACCAAAAUGUUCCUUUACAUUGUUCAGACUCGCACACAACCAUUUAGCAGCAAAAAGUUGCCCAGUAAAAUUGACUGGGAACCGAUUUUAUUUCGACAAGGAUUAACUAGGACAGUUCCUGAAUGUACAGGGCGAUAAUGAGACCUAUGUUCAGAGCUAAACUCGGAUCUUUGCGUAACUCAGAUAAAAUUCGUCAGUCCAUUUAGAUCCGACUUAUGUGAAGUUUACUGUACUAGCAUAGAUUACAAUAAAGACAUACUCUCAAUCCCAUAUUCGGGUGUUCGAUCCCUGCAUUGGCCGAGAAAGUUCAUCUCGAUUUUCCGGCGUGGUUUCCCCCUUGUCAGAGAUGCAGAAAGGAGGGCCUGACAAGGACAGCUGCCUAGUCGUUCGGACGGGACGAAAAAGUAGGCCAAAGCGCCGCUGCCCGGGCAAAAUUUCCCUCAUAGCACACUGUAUGGCGUAUGCCCGUCUUCAUUAGCCCAGGUUAGGUGCAGAAGAGUAGGAAGUUAAACCCCAUUUCAUUUCAUUUCAUUUCAAUCCCAUAUUCCGCCCAGACGCUAGGAGUCUGCUGAUAGAAAUUGCUACAUCUUCUCCCUCUAGUAUAUAGCGGCUGUCUGUCUAAUGCCCAGAGAUAUGAGGUAUUGUUGUCAAUUAUCUAAUUGGUCAAAUACGAUGUAAUUAAUUAUAAUGAUUGGUUAAUUAGCCUAAUGAUGUCGAAAACCACCCUUAUAUGGACAGUGAAAACUUACCACGAGGACAAAUUAUAGCUGAUUUUAUGUAUAAACUUAUCAAUCAUUCAUUUGUGUACAUGAGAUCUGCAUGUGUGAAUUCAAUAAUUAUAAUGCUAUUAUUAAUUUA